This is a messenger RNA of Hymenoscyphus albidus, 3369 nucleotides long. The record is from the annotation of a GenBank genome assembly. Lineage: Eukaryota; Fungi; Ascomycota; Leotiomycetes; Helotiales; Helotiaceae.
CAUUUACCACUCCGUAACGGGUACUUAGUACAUCCGUGGGGUAAGAAGUAGCAUCCCUCCAUAAUAGUUUCAUUCACACCCACGCGCAGGAAGAACUGUCCAAACCAAAAGCCUCCAGCACCCUAACCCUCAAAAAAUCUCUCACAACCCUACUCUCACCUCCAUUCCCUUCAAAGGAACCAAUUCCCCACGCCCUCCAAAAAGAGAGAGAGAGAGAGAGGUAUCCGCGUACCUAUACCCCGCACAAAAACCCCCAAGCACCUCAACUCAAAGCACUGUAACCUCACACAACCUCACACCAACCACACCAACAUCCCACACACACAGCACACACACACAAUGUCCGGCGCAAACUCCCCCGAAAUCCUCGAAGCCUACGACAAAGUCCGCUCCGACAAGGACCCCGCAAACUGGCUAAUAAUCUCCUACGCCUCAGCAGUCGGCGACAAGCUAGUCCUCAGCGAGACCGGCACCGGGGGAUUAAAAGAACUGGCCGACAAGUUAGAUCCUAAUCAAGCCCAGGUACCGUACCUUCCCUCCCCUUCCUCUUCUGGAAAACCCCCUGGGCCACAUUCAAAGGAAAGGAAAGUAGGAAUUAACAAAACCAGUACGCAUACGCCCGCGUCGAAUACGCAAACGACACUGAAAGCACCCGCGUCAAAUUCAUCGUCGUCGUCUGGAUCGGAGAGGGCACCAAGAUCAUGCGCAAGGCCCGCGUAAGCAUUGAGAGCGGCGAGGUCAAACGCGUGCUGGCACAUCACUCCUUCCAGGUCGAUGCGAGGGACAAGGGGGAUCUGGACGAGAAAGAUAUCGUCGUCCGAUUACGAAAAGCUGGUGGUGCCGACUACCAGGGUGGAAGAGGUUAACUUGGAAUGUGAGGGCUUGGAACAGUGACGGGUUGGAAAAAGUUUGGGUUAGAGAGGUAGCCUUUGGCGUUUAUAGAUGAGCCUGGCUGGCUUGGUUGGAAAUAUUGACCCCGAGGCAAUCUGUUGUUGGAGCAUCGAGACAUUUUUGGAGUACUGUACAUUGGUGGACUUACUACUUGCUUCAAUCGGAGCCGAGACCUUGCGAAGAUGUAUUGGAAACAAAUUCAGAUAUCACUACAACUUCAAAUUCACAAUCACUGCAUCAGAUCAAGGACAUAAUUUUCAAUGCUCUAUUGGCUCAAUCUACCUACAUCGCCAACAAGAUCGAUUGAGAUGACUGGUCAGAAACCAUACGUCAAGGAAUUGGGGGUUGGCUACUGCGUCAUUCAAAGUAUAUGAGAAGAGUGCGAGUCAUUUCGCCGUGCGCAUCGUCGUGGUAGUAGAGUGGAAAAUGAGCAUGUGUGAUGUGUGAUGUGUGUGAGUGUGACUUUAUGAGAAACGGGUCAUGCCGCAUGAAUGACGAGAUUAGGGCGCUUCUCGUGCGUCGUUCGAGGAUGGACGUCGGUUUGGCAGAGAUGUCGAGGCAGGAGGACGGUGUCUCGAGUAAUUAAAUGUCAAGGCGAAUCGUCUGAUCGAGUAUCAAGGGGGGGAACACUUGCUAGGAAUCUACCCGAGUAUACCACGCAAGUAUCGUAUGACCGUAACGUCGUAAAGUCCGUACCGUAAGGAAAAAGGGAAAAAAAGAAAAAUCGUCAUGGAAAGAGCAAAGGACCGCUUUUGGGGUGAAGAGAAUAUCGAACAAUUAAUAGGUGAUGAAUCGUUUGCAGAAAAUCCAUUACAUCAAUAUCAGCCUCGCGGCAAGUCAGAUCUGGUGGAGGAACCUAGACAAUGCUUGCCAGCAUAAAAGGAAAUUUUGAUGAGCCCAUCGUGAGGUUGGACCUAAGUAUUAAUCCUGGGAGGCACCUUGGCUGCGUCGCAUCUUCUCGGCCUCGAGGUUCUCGUAGAGAAGGUAGAGAGCCGACUCAUUUGCCUUGGCGCUGCCCAUGAUGGUGAACAUGCGCUCUCCAGUCUCGUCGUGGGGGGACUUGGCAAUGCUGAUGCGUGCACCAGAAGUCUUUCGGAUCUCACUGAUCUUGCUACCAGCAAGACCGAUGAUGCAGCCAACCAUGUCCGAUGGAAUGCUGAUAUUUUGUGUCUGGAGCUCCUCUCCGUUCUCGUCGUGGGUUGGGGGGCCGCGUUGACCAGCAUCCGAAUCGGAGCGACGGUUGUUGUAGGAGCGCGGUGCGCCAUCACUGAAAUCAGCACCGUUACCAGUGCGCAUAACACGGUUGUUGCUGUUGUACUCGCCACGAGGACUGCCGCGGUCGAGAGGUUGAGCGCCCAUUCUUCCGGAAGCCUCAGGUUGUGUUCGGACAAUCGGAUUGUACAGGACGGUGCCGGUUCCGCGUUGCCAGUCAUCAACCAAGCACUUGCAAAUCUCCCAGAUGGCCUUUUGAAUACCCUCGGGGGUGCCUUGGACCUCAACAAUGCGCUCGGUGGAUUGAGGGAGCAUCUCCUUUUGAGCGACCAUGCGGACACCAGAGACAUCUUGAAUAUGCUUGAUCUUGAGACCUUGUCGGCCAAUGAUCGUGCCCAUCUGGUUGUGAGAGAUCAACAACUUGAUAGCUGAGGUGGGAUGUCAGUGCUUGCUAUUCAUCAGAACUCGGGCAGAGGAAAAUCAACGUACGAUGAGUGCCAUUUUGAGAUACAACUCCUCCCAUGCCCAUUUGUGGUGCGCCCUCGAGAAGAGCCUUGGCUACAAUAGCGUAGGCCUUGGAGAUAUCAAGGCAACCUCCAGCGAUAGUCAAAACUCUAUCAUGGACACCCUGAACCACCUUGCUGACACCAGCCUUGCAACCAGUCUCAUCUCUAAGGUCUGCAACAUUCUUUCCACCUUUGCCAAUGAUCACACCAGCUUCCUUGGAAGAGACGAUGGCGCGAAGAGUAAGUUGGGCGUUUUCGUAAUCCUCAUCUGUCUUGGGAAGAGGCUCGCCAUCAGGUCCCAGGCGCUCUUCGUCACCUACGCUAAGGUUGUUCAUGUCGUUGGCGAGCUCAUCACCAUUGGAUCCAGUAUCGCGGUUCUCUUGUACAGAAGACAUGGUUGGAACUUAGUCUGACUUCUGGAGGCGAGAAUUGUGUGAGGGGCAGAGUGAGCAAUUGAAUUAUCACUUUUGAUGGGAUUGGUUGAAUGACAACACCGUGACAAAGACCAGUCACUUUUGUCUGUAGAGAAAAAGGCAUCUUGGUUAGCAAUGCGAUAACAGUUGUGAUGAAUUUGACAAUAGGGGAUCGGAUAUUAUUGACAGUGACUAAAAAUAUGGACUGGUAAUAAUAUGGGUAAUGAAGAGAUAACCAGGUUUCUUACUGUUGAGUGUUGAUCGGAAAUGUCGCGAAGGGAGUACCCAAGUAUGAAAGAGACGUAACGCACGUCAAAGGUGGUGGGGCGAUGAGGGACUCGAGCGGA